This is a messenger RNA of Aricia agestis (brown argus), 1271 nucleotides long. RefSeq names its product dnaJ homolog subfamily C member 28. Bases 11 to 1174 code for a protein of 387 amino acids. NCBI's taxonomy places the organism in Eukaryota, Metazoa, Arthropoda, Insecta, Lepidoptera, Lycaenidae. The record is from RefSeq and is a predicted model, not a curated record. The transcript has 5 exons.
ACAGAAGUCAAUGGAUUUGCAAAGCCAAUGGUUUAUUAUUAUAAUGAUACGCAAUUAUUAUAGGAGUACGUUAUUAAAAAUGAAAGCACAAAUGCAAAGUUAUAAGUUAGUCUCCAUAAAUUUGUUUUUAAAGCGAUCGAUAGCCACAAAGAAAUUGCAAGAAAAGCUGGAGGAUAGUUAUAAAACGCUAAACAUACCAGUAUAUUCAAAACAAGAAGUGGCUCGCCAAGCAUUCUUAGAUCUUGCCAAAAAGUACCAUCCAGAUUCUUGUUCGUCUGAGGCAGAUAUAGAGAAGUUUGUCGCCGUAGAAAAUGCGUUUCGUGCGAUAUCGAAGUACAACACUGGAUCAUCUAACAGUGAGGAGGUGGAGACGAUUGUUUACAACAUAAAGCAUACGGCACCACAACAUCGUCAGUAUUUAAGUUUUGAGGGUGUCGGACAUGGAACCCCUUCGCAACGUCAGAAACAGUGGGUGCAGGCAAGAGCCCAAAAAGCCGCUACUAAUGUUAUGGAGCACAGAAUAUCUAAGGCAGUUGCCUCAGACAAAACACUUAUGAAGAAAGGUGGUACAAAGAAACAUGAUAUCAAAACAAAAUAUGGGUUUGAUAGAUUAGUUGAGGAUUUGAUACAGGAAUCUAUGUCUAAAGGAGAGUUUGAAAACCUUAGUGGCAAGGGAAAACCUCUGAAAGACCAAAAUAGAAACCCGUAUGUGGAUUUUACAACACAUAAGUUAAAUGAGGUGCUAAUCAACAAUGGAUUCACACCAGAAUGGAUAACAAUGAACAAAGAAAUAGAACAAGAUAUAGAGCUCCUCAAGGAAGAGAUUAAAAAGGACCGCAUGUUUUUGGGUAGAUAUCCACUCAGCGACAGUGACAGUGCUAAGUGGCAGAAGAUAUACGAUAGUAACAAAGACCUAGCCAACUCGAUAAACAUAAAAAUAAACACUUAUAACCUUAUUGUUCCCCUACUCAAUAAGCAGAGGUUACAUGUAGAUUUUGAUAAGAUUUCUAAUGAUAUACUCAUAAAUGGUUUACAUUCUGUGGCUAAAACUAUUAAAGAAACAUCAAAACCUGACCAGCAAAUAGUAACAGAGGGUGAUGAUAUAAUAGGAGUGAUAUUGAAAGCUAUAGGAGAACUAUUCUCUUUCAAAGAUAAGAAGAAAGAUGUUAAUUAGUUUGUCAUUAUAUUUUUAUGUUUUGUUGUUUUUAAAGUUUAGUUAGAAGGAAAUUACUGUGAUAUUUGACUACAGAAAUAAAAAAAUAUUUUUUAAA